This is a messenger RNA of Talaromyces marneffei, 2457 nucleotides long. RefSeq lists its product as uncharacterized. The coding region runs from base 1 to 2457 and encodes 818 amino acids. NCBI's taxonomy places the organism in Eukaryota, Fungi, Ascomycota, Eurotiomycetes, Eurotiales, Trichocomaceae. The record is from RefSeq and is a predicted model, not a curated record. The transcript has 2 exons. Gene Ontology annotation, biological process: chorismate biosynthetic process. Gene Ontology annotation, molecular function: shikimate 3-dehydrogenase (NADP+) activity; 3-phosphoshikimate 1-carboxyvinyltransferase activity; 3-dehydroquinate dehydratase activity.
AUGGUUCCAGCAAAGAAACCCCCCAGCAAAGUGCACAUGCUGGGCACACCGGCUUCGAAGCGCAACUUCGCACCCGACGCAUCCCUCGUCCUGGUAGGCAUCCGGGGCUCUGGAAAGCGAUCGCUGGGGUUUAUCGCGGCUGCUGCACUCAAUCGCCGGUUUAUAACGGAAGAUUACUAUUUCAAAGAAGUCACCGGUCUCACGCGACAUGAAUUUCUGCUCAAGUUUGGGAGCCAUGAGUUCCAGCGUCGCGAUGUCGAGGUCCUCAAGAUGAUGCUCGAUAACCACCGGACGCAUUGCGUGAUUGAGUGUGGACUGGGCAGUUUGACGCGCAUUAUCCAGGAGCAUCUCCGCCAGUAUGCCCUUACCAACCCUGUGGUAUAUCUGCUGCGUGACAUGGAUCAGAUUCAAAGGCUACUACAACUACAAGACUUCUCGGUCAAGAGACUAGGAAAUGGUGAUCCAUACCAUCGGACGUGUUCGAAUUUCGAAUAUUAUAAUCUCGAGGAGCCGGUUCCGGUCGAUUUGUCUCUGGAGGAAGGAGCUCCAGAUCGUCGGUCGGUGAAUUAUUCGUUCAAGUUGAAGGAUGCCAAGGAGGAUUUUACACAGUUCGUGCGAUUUAUUACCGGAGCUACAACGACGGGCCCGGGGUUGGAUUCUCCGUUUGUACUGCUGGAAACGCCGCCGGAAAGCCGACCACAUACACAUGCUGUGCUACUCCGACUGUCGGCUCUACAUAAUAAUCUUGUCGAUCUUGCAAAAUUGGAGUCUGGCGGUGACGCGAUUGAAUUGUGUAUAGACAUGUGGAACCCAGACGCUGUGAGCACGGUGGCUAAACAUGUGUCAGUGUUGCGCAGGAUUGCAAAAUUGCCAAUCAUAUAUUCUAUCGACGCUGGGGCAUUGGGUCUUGAUGCACGCAUAUCAGACCCUGCCGUCAAAAAUGGCGACUUGUACUUUCAAAUUCUGGAAUAUGGUCUCCGACUUGGUGUUGAAUAUCUCGCAAUUCAUCUAGAUCAUGACCAUACCCGCUUAACUCAAAUUGUCCAAAGUCGGGGAAUGACUAAAAUCAUCGGACAUUUCACAAUAGACAUCUCGUCCGGUAUAUCCUGGGAGGACGAAGCUUGUUUGUCAAUCUACAUUGAGGCAGAACGAUUAGGCUGCCAACUCGUUCGCAUUGUCCGACUAGCCACGACAAGAGAAGAGAAUGACUCUGUCCGAAAGUUCGUCGAUCGUGUCAAAGCACUGUCAGGCUCCCAUCCCCCAAUAAUUGCAUUCAAUAUUGGACCCAUCGGACGGAGCUCGCAGGUUUUUAAUAACACCUUGACUUCAGUGGCGCAUCCUGCUAUAUCUCCCAGCGCACUGAGAGCAAAUGACCCUCAAAUAACAUCACAGGAUGCUAUCCGCGCGUUAGUGCAGAGCUAUAUGCUCGAUCCACUGAAGUUUUAUAUUCUCGGCGCUAGCGUGGCUUAUAGUAUCUCGCCGGCAAUGCACAACGCCGCCUACGCCAGUUGUGGUCUGUCUCAUGUUUACCGCAUACCAGAUGCACCGUCACUCGCUUUACUAGACGAAUGGUGCCACGACCCCCAUUUUGGAGGAUCUAGUGUGGUCCAACCAUGGCGAGUCCAUGUUGCUGGUCAACUGAAAUAUAAAAGUCGCCAUGCCGAGGCCAUCGGCGCAAUCAAUACAGUGAUGCCUUUGAGAACCAGUGCAGAUGGGAAUAUCUAUCCGCUCUCGGAACAAGCCAGUCGCCGCAACGAAGCCGGACCCAUUGCAGCAUGGUGGGGAGAAAACACCGACUGGAUCAGUAUAAUGGUAUGUUUACGACGAAAUCUGUCUCCUCGAAACGCAAUCAGUCCUAUUCGGACCACAGGACUCGUUAUCGGAGCAGGUGGUAUGGCUAGAGCAGCGAUAUAUGCCAUGUUACAAUUAGGAUGCCGAAAGAUCUUUAUCCUCAACCGGACGCUGUCCCGGGCGGAGGAAGUUGCGCGACACUUCAAUUCGUGGGUUGCGUCGUCACAUACAGAAUCUGAUGCGGCGGUUCGCGUGCUGCGUUCGGCGGAUGAGCCGUGGCCAUCCGAGCUGGCGUUUCCGUCGAUGAUUGUGUCGUGUGUGCCAGAGAACAGGAUACAGGGUCAACCGCCGGCAAAUUUUGUCAUGCCACUACAAUGGCUGGGCAGCCCGUCCGGCGGUGUAGUCGUUGAGCUUGCGUACAACUCCCUCGACACCCCCUUGGUCCGCCAACUCCGCCGCUACAGAGAAGAAACUGACACGCCGUGGGUGCUCAUCGACGGUCUCGAGAUCGUCGCCGAACAAGGAUUCGCGCAGUGGGAACUCAUGACGGGACGCAAAGCGCCGCGACGACUGAUGAUGACUGAGGUAUUGCGGAAUUAUAUGGGCGAAAAUGGCCGGUUGGAUGAGAAGACUAUUCGGGCGAGGUUGGAUGCAUUUUCGGGUUAA